AUGGGCAAGAGGCGUCCGAACCAACCAUUUCGACGACCAACAGGACAAGAAGAGAUGUCUGCUGCGUCAAAACAACAAACUAUUGAACUGGGUGAUUUAGAAUUACCGCAGUUAGCAGAGGUUAAAAAGCAAUUGGAAGAAGAAUUGACCCACUUGACAGAUUCCUUUGGAAAAUUGAAGCAAGUUCAGACACGUUUCCAGGAUUGUAUAAAUAGUUUACAAAACAUCAAAACAAAAAGAUCAGGUGAAUUGUCUGAGACGGAUAAAGUAAUAGUAGAUGUCGGAACUGGAUAUUAUGUUGAAAAGGCUUCAGAUGACGCUAUAAAAUUUUAUUCGGAUAAAGUCGACUUUGUCAAAAAGAAUUUAGAUAAAUUACAAGAAACGAUUAACACAAAGCAAAAUAAUUUGAAAU
This is a messenger RNA of Cetraspora pellucida, 412 nucleotides long. The record is from the annotation of a GenBank genome assembly. NCBI's taxonomy places the organism in Eukaryota, Fungi, Glomeromycota, Glomeromycetes, Diversisporales, Gigasporaceae.